AUGGGACAUCAAUAUUUCAAUGUGCCGAUUUUCUUCAUCGUCUUCCGUGAGACCAUUGAAGCGGCCAUUAUCGUCUCUGUGCUGCUUUCCUUUGUGGAACAACUGAUGUUGACCGGAAAGCUCGGAUCAAGUGAAACUUCCAUCGACAACGCCGAUAAUUCCCAGGGACAAGAACAAGAGAAUGCCCAUAGUGGAGAUGAUCAUCUGGAAAGAAGAAGAAAGUUGAUCAGAAGGAUGAGAAUCCAAAUUUGGGCAGGCACAAUCGUCGGAUUCUUGUUGGCUUUGGCUAUUGGUGCUGCUUUCAUCGCUGUUUUCUACACCAAACUAGACGAUCUAUGGGCUAAGACCGAGCAGAUCUGGGAAGGUGUCUUCUCCAUCAUCGCAUCCAUUAUCAUCUAUAUUAUGGGUGUAGCCUUCUUGAAAAUGGACAAAUCAAGGAUCAAGUGGAGACUCAAAUUGGCCAAAGCUUUCGAUGCCUCUCAAAAUAAGUUGCAACAAGCUUCCGAGAAAGAGUCCGAGUUGGACAGGAGGGAAGCGAGAAGUGGAAAGUGGGCACUGUUCAUCUUGCCUUUCAUCACUGUGUUGAGAGAGGGUUUAGAAGCCGUUGUAUUCGUCGGAGGAGUGUCCCUCGACGUUGAAGCGGUUUCGAUUCCUAUUGCUGUAAUAGUCGGUAUCAUCGCCGGUUUGGUCUUUGGUUACGCAAUCUACCGAACCGGUUCGACCGCUACUUUACAUUGGUUCCUCGUCGGAUCAACCUCCUUCCUAUUCCUCAUCGGUGCAGGUCUGUUCUCAAAAGGAAUCGGAUACUUCCAAUACUACCGAUUCGCUCAAGGUGUCGGAGGAGAUGUAGCUGAGACCGGAGACGGACCAGGUAGUUUCCAAGUCGCUGGAAAUGUAUGGCACUUGACAUAUGGUAAUCCCGAGACUGGUUCACCUACUACAAAUGGAGGUUGGCAAAUAUUUAAUGCGAUUUUCGGAUGGAAUAACACAGCUACGCUCGGUUCGAUCCUCGGAUACGUCUUCUACUGGAUUCUCAUCAUGGUCACCUUGGUCUACCUCAGAUGGAAAGAGGGUCGAUUCACCUUGGUUUACCCUUCGUACCAAGGGGGUUCUCUAGUAUGGCAGAGGAAGGAAUCCGAAGCGCUUCAAAGAAGAAAGGCUGGAAAAGGUCUAGGUAGACGGGUUUCACAUGGGUCUGGAUCGGGAUCAGACGAAAAGCACCCUAAGUCUGAACCAGAGACCCCAGGAUUGAAUGUGCCCACCUUAGGAGCCGGCGGUAGUGCGCAAUAG
Messenger RNA from Kwoniella botswanensis, 1290 nucleotides. RefSeq lists its product as uncharacterized. Gene Ontology annotation, molecular function: ferrous iron transmembrane transporter activity. Gene Ontology annotation, cellular component: plasma membrane; high-affinity iron permease complex. Lineage: Eukaryota; Fungi; Basidiomycota; Tremellomycetes; Tremellales; Cryptococcaceae. Gene Ontology annotation, biological process: iron ion transmembrane transport. The record is from RefSeq and is a predicted model, not a curated record. Bases 1 to 1290 code for a protein of 429 amino acids. The transcript has 6 exons.